This is a messenger RNA of Nicotiana attenuata, 1490 nucleotides long. Its product is annotated as E3 ubiquitin-protein ligase CHIP-like. Bases 345 to 1178 code for a protein of 277 amino acids. Gene Ontology annotation, cellular component: cytoplasm. Gene Ontology annotation, biological process: protein polyubiquitination; positive regulation of proteolysis; protein quality control for misfolded or incompletely synthesized proteins. The transcript has 8 exons. Gene Ontology annotation, molecular function: ubiquitin protein ligase activity; protein-folding chaperone binding. The record is from RefSeq and is a predicted model, not a curated record. Lineage: Eukaryota; Viridiplantae; Streptophyta; Magnoliopsida; Solanales; Solanaceae.
CCUGCCCAAUAAUCACGUUGAAUUGUGACAUCUUGGCUCGGCAUCAUAUAUGUGACGCAAUCGCUGUUUUCUCCUUUCUGCACAUUUGGUAUGCGAUGCUCUUGAAAUUUCGCGACGACUCCUCUCCCUCUUGCCGCUCAAUUUCUUCCUAUAUUUCAAUUUCAAUUUAAUUUUCCAGCCCUUUAUCUCUUUCUCUACUCUACCCCAGAAAUAUUCGUGUUUCACAUCUUCUGUAUAUACGUGUAUCUAUAGCCGGUAUAUAAUUUGGACGGAGAAAUAGAAAGGAGGGGGGCGGGGGGCGGGGGCGGGUAUAGAGAUCGCUGAAAAAAGAAAAAGGGGAAAAAAUGUCACCGAUCGUGGGUUCAAAGCAAGCGGAGCAACUGAAGCAAGAUGGCAACAGUUACUUUCAAAAGAAUCGAUUUGGGGCUGCCAUAGAUGCUUAUACUGAGGCUAUUACAUUGUGCCCUAAUGUUCCAAUAUAUUGGACUAAUCGUGCCUUGUGCCAUCGGAAGCGAAAUGACUGGCAAAGAGUGGAGGAGGAUUGUAGAAAGGCUAUUCAGCUUGAUCACAAUUCUGUAAAGGCCCAUUAUUACCUUGGUCUUGCAUUGCUACAAAAGGAAUUGUAUGCUGAAGGUGUCAGGGAAUUGGAAAAGGCGUUAGACCUUGGAAGAGGUGCGAAUCCAGGAAGUUACAUGGUUGAAGAGAUAUGGGAAGAGCUUGCGAAAGCAAAGUACUUGGAGUGGGAGCAUGAAUCUACAAGACGCUCCUGGGAACUUCAGAACUUGAAAGAAUCCUGUGAGUUAGCUCUCAAGGAGAAACAUAUGCUCGAUAGUUCUCAGAUAGAAGGGCUCGUAGAUGAGAACUCAACGUCUCUUUUGAAGCAACUGGAAGCUGUAGGCAAAGUUUUCAUGAGAGCUGCAGAAGAUGAUACUCCAACUGAGGUUCCUGAUCACUUGUGCUGUAAAAUCACUCUUGAUAUUUUUCGUGACCCUGUCAUCACUCCCAGUGGGGUUACAUACGAGCGGGCAGUGAUCCUUGACCAUUUGCAGAAGGUGGGAAAAUUUGAUCCAAUCACACGAGAACCACUUUAUACGUCCCAGUUGGUGCCAAAUCUAGCCAUAAAAGAAGCUGUACACGCAUUUCUGGAUAGGCAUGGCUGGGCAUACAGGAUAGAUUGAAUUUUCAUUGGUAUGAUCGAUAUCAUCUGAUGCAUGUCAAUGAUGGUGCUAGUGAAACCAAGAACAGAGCCAGAGGGAAAGGAGGACACGGCUUUUUGUGGGAGUCAUCCGGCUAACAGCUUCCAGUAUUAUUGAAUAUUAACAUGGUUUCCCAUGUUAAUCACAGUUGUACAGUGUAGUGCUUUUGUAAUGGCUUGUUGGUCUUCAUUAAUUGUACAGCAAAAAAAUCACCAGUUUUUUGUGAGAUGUUACAGUUAACACUAUUGAUCAAAUGAAACAAUGGUCUUUUGAUAUACAAUGUCUGUUCCUGUG